Messenger RNA from Pseudovirgaria hyperparasitica, 1038 nucleotides. RefSeq lists its product as uncharacterized. The coding region runs from base 39 to 842 and encodes 267 amino acids. Lineage: Eukaryota; Fungi; Ascomycota; Dothideomycetes; Acrospermales; Acrospermaceae. The transcript is spliced from 2 exons. The record is from RefSeq and is a predicted model, not a curated record.
GCUUGAUAGUUUCAGCUGACCUGUAACACGAGAUUCUCAUGUAUUGUAGCAGUUUCUCCUUCAAUGUUAUUCACCUCGCGCAACGCGUUCACCAUGUAAUGUCACUACGAACACGCGACAAUGACGCACGGCUAGCUGAACAAAGUGAACAGAGCCCCAAGGCCCGUCCGCCCUGCUUUUCUUUGCUCGCUGCUAACGUCCUCGCACAGUCUGAACAACCCGUUUCUAAGACCACACCGCCUUCUGGAGGAGAUAUCGUGCGAGUCGCCUCAAGAUCACCGCCCUUUCAGCUCGGCGGCAGACUAUCCUCUGCCGAAACCACAUCCAAUCGCUCUGCUUCUCCAGCCAACCCCAUUACUACACACCUCUCCAUCAUGGGCCAAACACACUCGACGCCACCAGCCCCUGAGCCAUCGCCAGCAGCGCUGCCAGAAAGCGACCCCAACAACAACAACAACAACAACAACCGACCGCAACCACCAACCACCGCUCUGCCAUCCGAGAUUCCACCACCAUCAAUCUCAGUAUUCCUCUUCCCACCAUCCCACCUCUCCACCCUCAUCGCUGCCCUCGUAGCCGCCGCUUCAACCCUCUCCUACUCCCUCCCCCAAUCCCCCCUCGACGUCCUCCUCGCCCUCGACACCCUCGACGCCAACCUCCUCCACUGCCUCACCCACCUCCACCCCUCUCACACACACACCACCUUCUCCCGCACCACUCUCCACCACACCCAACGCCACCUUCCAACUCCGCUCACCUCCGCCGAAGCACGGCUCAAUGCCGUCCAAUUGCACGCUCGCCGCGGGCUGGAAGUCGUCGCUGCGUCUAGACGGCGCCAGUAGGCCGUGCUGAGCCGGCUGGACAUGAUGCUUGCCGGGUUUGAAUUUGCAGGGGAGAGGGGCGAGGAGGCAGUUGCGAAGCUGGAGAAUAUGCGGGUGCUGGUGCGGGAGGAAGCCGGGAGAGUGCGGAGGAUUGAGGGGUAUUAUAGACAGCGGGUGUCUGAGGUGUAUUAGUUGAAUUCAACACGCUGAACGUGGG